UGUAAAGGAGCAUUGUACAACAUGGAUUCUCUGACAGAAGAAUUUUUUGUGAGUGAUCCACCUGUAGAAGAGCAAUCUAAUAAGGAAAGUGAAGAUAAAGUAGAAGAAUCAGCUAAUCCUUCGAUCAAACUUGAAAAGGACACAACUACUGAACUUAUCCUUAUUAACCUGCUGCUAGAAAUGAAGAAGUUGUUGAAUGCAAUACAUGCUCUACCAAAAGGUGUGAUCAUGCACAUUAAGAAGUUUUUGCAGGAAGAUUUUUCCUUCCAAACUAUGCAGAGAGAAAUUGCUGGUAACAGCCCAGAUGGAGAGGAAACUGUUCCUCCUUUGACUUUAAAUUUUUUGAUAACACAGUUAGAAGUAGCACUGAAGAACCUUCAAGCUACUGAUUGUACUGCACAUCAGAUUAACAUUGGGUAUUAUUUGACACUACUGUUUUUGUAUGCAGUAGCACUCACUGAAAGGGGAAUGAAAGAGGAUUAUUUAGAGGCUGAAAGUAAAUUUCUAGUGAUGAAGAUAAUGAUCCAAGAAAGUAAAAUUUCUGAAAACUUUAUGCCUUUAGUUUAUUUUGGACGUGGUUUACUUCGAUGUGCUCAGAAAAGAUAUAAUGGAGGACUGCUAGAAUUUCAUAAAAGUUUACAAGAAAUAGAAGACCCAGAUGAUUAUUGGUUUGACCUAGAUCCUACAGAAGAUGAUAAUUUACCUACAACUCUUAAAGAUCUUCUCAGUAAUUUUAUCAAGACAUCUGAAAGUAAUAUAAUUAAACAGACUAUUUGCAGUUACCUAGAUUGUGAGAGAUCUUGUGAAGCUGAUGUUUUACAGGACACCAUUUAUAAGGGAUUUGUUCAGUUAACGUGCAGUAAAACUUGUUGCAUUUAUUUCCAUAAAAUUUGCUGGAGGAGGUUCAAGAAUGUAAAAUAUCCAGGUGAAAAUGAUCAGAGUUUCUGUGCAAAGAAAUGUUUGAAAGAAGAAUGUACAGGUGAUAUUGUAAGGAUGCUAGAAUGUGAUAUACCUGGAAUUGUUAAAAUUUUGUUUGAAGUUGUGAGAAAGGAUGAAUAUGUAACCAUUGAGAAUUUAGGAGCAAGUUAUCCAAGAUUGCUGUCUCUGAGAAGAACUGACACUGAUUUGAGACCAAAGAUCAGUUUAAAUUUCAGUGCAAAAGAUGAAACCCCUAUCUUCAAACUUGAUUAUAGUUAUUUCUAUCAUCUGCUCCAUAUAAUUAUUAUAUCUGGUACUGACGUUGUUCGGAAAAUAUUCGAUGAGGCUAUGCCACCAUCUCUUUUGAAAAAAGAGCUUCUAAAACACAGGAGUGUGCUGGAACCCUAUUACAACCACCUUUGGAUGAAUCACCCUUUGGGUGGAGCAUGGCAUCUGCUUUACCCCCCAAAGAAGGAACUACUACAGUCCAAACAAUUUGACUUAUACCUCUUGUUUGUUCUCAUAAAACAUUUGAACGUAUUCCCUGCACCCACAAAAGGCUGGAGUAAGGAACCACCGUCUUCAGAUCUCUCCACGUCUGCAGACAUCCUGAGGCUGUGCAAAUACAGAGAUACUCUCCUUGGUGAGAUUUUGAUGAAUGGCCUCACUGAAUCACAGUUCAGUUCAAUUUGGAGUGAAGUUUCAGCUGUUCUUCUCCGUCUUGGAAUGAAGCAAGAGGAUAUUGACAAAGUGAGAGAGAAUCCCAUUGAGAAUAUCUCCCUUGAUUAUCGUCAGCUGUCCAUCUACCUAGGCAUACCUGUCCCAGAAAUCAUCCAGAGGAUGUUAUCCUGCUAUCAACAAGGAAUUGCUCUACAAUCAAUAACAGGCUGUCGCUGUGUUGAAAUAGAAGAGUCACAGAAUGCAGAGGAAGAACUAAGUCCUCCUCUCAUGGAGUACAAUAUGCAUGUGAACUCCAACCCUGAUGUACAAUUAGCAGACGUGAAUAAAGAUGGAGCGUCCCUCCCCAGUGAAUCUUCAACAGAAACUACUAAAGAUCUCCAGGAAGUUACAGAUAAACCAAAGAAGAGAAAGACUAAAAGCAAAAAGAAUAAAGAAUCAGAUGAAGAUCAAAUCUCAGCUUUGUCAGAGGAGGAGGAGCAGACGAAGAGCGAGCCAGGAAGACCACGCUCAAACAGCGACGAUUUGAGUGACACUCAGGAUGAUUCUGCAGCCGAAGAGAAGACCUACAGCCUUGAUGAGCUGCACAUUCUGGACAUGAUAGAACAGGGUUCAGCCAGCAAGGUCACUGCAGAUUAUGAAGAAACUGAGAAGGAAAAACUUGCUCUUCAGAGGCAGCUUUAUAAAUUGCACUACCAGUGUGAAGAUUUCAAAAAACAGUUGAAAACAGUAACUUUUCGGUGGCAAGAAAACCAAAUGCAAAGCAAAAGGAAAGAUAAAAUAAUUUCAUCUCUCAACCAGCAAGUGGCCUUUGGAAUUAACAAAGUUUCCAAAUUACUGCGUCAAGUCCAUGCAAAAGAUACCGAGAUCAAGAAUCUUAAAGAGCAACUUACCAUGAAAAGAGAAUAUGAGUACAGGGGUUUCUCAGCUGUAAUCUGUAUGGGAGCAGUUUACCAGGUGUUUCCUCUUGUGGAGCUGUUGGGUGGCUUCAGUUCUCUGACUUUUUUGGUUAGAGCUGAGCUCUUAAGCGUUGUCCCACGAGGGCUCCUUCUGACUGUGUAUUUCUUACAGUGCCGUCGAGAUUUUGGUUUACUUCAUCUUGAGCAGACGGAAAAGGAGUGUCUCAGUCAGCUUACAAGGGUGACACACCUGGCAGCCAGCAAUGUAGAUUCACCUCAUUUAAAGGCUGCAGUGGACAGUUGGAAUGCCAUUGUGGUGGAUGUUAGAAACAAGAUUGCCUUUCUCAGGACUCAGUACAAUGAGCAGAUUAAUAAAGUGAAGCAAGGUUUUGCUUUGAGCACCUUGCCCCCAAUACAGCUUCCACCACCACCACCUAAUCCUGAGAUGUUGAUGCAGCAGUUCUUGGGAAGACCUGUUGUGAGAGAGUCUUACUUUAGACCUAUACUCACUGUUCCUCAAAUGCCUGCAGUAUGCCCUGGAGUCAUCUCUGCAGCUGGCCAACCUAGAGUGCCCCUGAUGACUGGCAUGGCCUGGACUGUGCCGGCACCUGUGGCAGAGGCUUCCAGUGCAGGUCUUGGAAGUGACCCACCCAUCGUGAACUGGGAGAAGAUUAUGGACAGACUGAAAACUGCAUUUCCACAGCAGUCCAGGUAA
Elephantulus edwardii (Cape elephant shrew) is the source of this 3210-nucleotide messenger RNA. RefSeq names its product E3 ubiquitin-protein ligase DZIP3-like. Lineage: Eukaryota; Metazoa; Chordata; Mammalia; Macroscelidea; Macroscelididae. Bases 22 to 3210 code for a protein of 1062 amino acids. Gene Ontology annotation, biological process: protein polyubiquitination. Gene Ontology annotation, cellular component: cytoplasm. The transcript has 27 exons. Gene Ontology annotation, molecular function: RNA binding; polyubiquitin modification-dependent protein binding; ubiquitin-protein transferase activity. The record is from RefSeq and is a predicted model, not a curated record.